UUCUCUUCUCUGCAUCGCGAAGACGCGAGCUCUCUGCCUGCCGCCUGCCCUGACUCCUCCCUGCCCCCUGCCCUGAACGGCGAAUCUUUCCCCCUCCAUCAGUCCAUCUCGUUCUCUCUUCUUCCCACUCCCAGGCGGCCCCAGCGAAGCACGAGAGCGACGCCGCCGCUCUCCGCCAUCUCCUCCCCGACCAGCUUCCCGACUCGCCGCCAGCCACAGUCCUCCGUCGACGUUCCUCCGCCGCCAGCUAUAGUCCCCCGCCGCUGUUCCUCUGCUGACCAGUCCACGAGCAGCCAGCAGCCGCUGCUGUUCCUCCCCUCUGAUCAAGCUGAUGGCGAGACCUACGGCUCCUCGUGGUGGACGUGGCGGACGAGGUGUCCCUACUGCUGUGACUGCUCCUCAUGGUGGGAGACCUACGACUCCUCGAGGUUGUGGUGGUGCGACUGCUUCUGUUCAGACCCAGGGUCGUGGUGGGCGGACAGGAUGUCGACCUGUUCAAACUACUGAAGCUGAACCAUCUUCAUCAACUCCAACGAUUCCCUCCCCUGUCGACAGUGGAAGUACACCUGCCGAGAGUCCUGCCGAGACUCCUUCUGUUGACACGGGCGCUCCUGAUUUAGAGACAGGUACAAAAGACAUUUUUUACUUCGAGAAAUGGUUGAAGACGACGGGUAAAACUCAUUGUUGGAAGGUGUUUAAGAAGGUGAUAGUUGACAGCAACCCGAUGGGUGAUAGUUGACUCAAGAGGUGGGCUUCCAACUAAUCAAGAUUGACAGAUGAUUAAGAAGUUGAAAGACUAUCUAAAAGUCUUCAAUGACUUGACCCUUCUAGUCUCUGAAACUAAAUAUGUGACUAUCCAUAUCUUCUUCAAGAAGCUUGUUACAGUAUAUGACAUCAUUGAGCAAUUGAAGAAUGAUCUGCAUGAAGAGAUCCAAAAAAUGGCUGAGAAGGUUGAGGAAAAGGUACAAAAGUAUUAGUUUGAGUCAUGUGUUGUGAACGAGAAGAACAUGAAGGUGAACCACUUAAUUUAUAUAGUCAGUGUGCUUGAUCCAAGAAGUAAACUUGAUUUGGUGUUCGAGGUUUUGGCAAUGAUGUAUGGGAAUGUGAAGGGAGGAGAAAUGAUUAACUGCAUUAGGUCGGAAAUGCGACAGCUUUUUGAGGUUUACAAAGGGAAGUAUGGAUCAAAAGCACCAUCCUCUUCAUUUGAGCCUACCACUGGUGAGAGCACGGCUGGUGGUGAUAGAAUUAAGCAGCUCGAGGAGAGGCUUAGGAAGUGGAAAAGGUAAGCACUUCUGCAGGAUACAAGAGGUAGCUCUGCUGAGCUUGACAUCUAUUUAAGAUGUCAAACUGAUGGCAUCAACACUCUGGAACAUAUUCGAUUCUUGCUGAGAUGGCUCGACACAUCUAUUUGACAUCUUGAGUUGGUGGUCUCGACACUCUGGAACAUAUCCGAUUCUUGCUGAGAUGACUAAGGAUAUCCUAGCUGUUCCCAUCUCUUCUGUUGCCUCAGAGGCAACCUUCAGCUGUGGCGGUCGGAUUCUCAGUCCAUGAAGGUCCUCUUUGAGUGAUAUCAUGUUGGAGACAUUGAUUUGUGCGGAGGACUGGAUAAAGUAUCAAACUACCGGGGCCGGAGAGAAUGACGAUAGGGAAGAUGAUGAAGAGAUCAUGGAUUUGGAAAGCGUUAAUACCACUUUCCAGUCGAGAAUGAAAAGUGCAAGUGAUGUUGGCAAUGUUGCCAAUGCAGAUGCAAGUCUGAACAUUCCAAAUAGGAAUGAGCAGGAGGGUGAAGAAAAUGUGCCGGCGGAAGAGUAUGAGAAAGAUGGAUAUGACGAUGUUGGUCAUGACCUCUUGCCGCAAUUGAAAGAAAAGGUUUAUGUAGAUGUUGGUUCUUCUUCUGUUGAUAAGUGAUGAUUUGGUGGUGACUUGUUGAUGCUAUUUGGAUUGGAUCUAUUGUAAUUUGUGACUUUAAGAAGUUUAUGACUUUAUGUUCUAGUAUUUGUGACAUCAAUUUG
This is a messenger RNA of Linum tenue, 2012 nucleotides long. The record is from the annotation of a GenBank genome assembly. NCBI's taxonomy places the organism in Eukaryota, Viridiplantae, Streptophyta, Magnoliopsida, Malpighiales, Linaceae.